AUGGAGUCACGCUCGCAAAAUCGAAUGCAGCUCUCGGCGGUGUUUUGGGAAUCCUAUUACCCGGUGAACCUCGAUAUCAAAGCCAUCGGGGAAGUGGAUCUGUGGUUCCAACUCAUGGCCAACUUCAUGGCGCUCCCGGCCAAGACUAAAGCUUUGGAAAAUGCCAUCUCAGCGUUGUCAUGUCUGUAUCUCGGCGCGGCCAAGGGUGAUAAACAGCUGAUGGGUAGUGGCAUGCAACUAUACAGCAAUGCGAUCCGCCAUGUGUCAAGUCAACUUGCCAAGGGGUCUGUCAGUACUGAUGUGAUCUACACUGGCGUCAUAUUUAAAGCGAUCGAUACUUUCAACUGUCCGAGCGGUGUCAGUCCGCUCAUCGCUCAUAUGGAAGGACAUAACACAUUACUUCGACAUUCAGAUGCCAUGGGAAAGAACAAAAUCUUCAAACCUGUUUAUAAACUUCUGAAACAGAAUCUGAUGUACGCCCCGUUAAUAUUAUCCAAAAGUUCAGGUAGCGAUUUCGACUAUCUGAAGAAGCAUAAUGACGACCCAACUUUUGAUGAGCUCUUCGAAGUCUAUGUCGGAAUCACAUCUCUUGUUGCAACUGCAAGAUCAAUAGGCGCUGGCUCACCAAACGAGGCUGCUUGCACGCGACUUCUCCGCCAAUGUCUUGGACAAAGGAAAAAGGCUAUGGAAUGGUACUACCAACAUAUAGAGAAUAUCGGUGGUCCACCUAUCCAAUGUCCCAUCGACGAAUGGAAUCCCAAGAAUCACACUCUCCCUCCAUCAGAGAAAGUGUUCACCUAUCUAUACGACUUUGACUCAUUCCGGAAUGCCGAGAUGCAUGUGUUCUUCUGGAAAGCAAUGGCCAUUCUCCAAACAAUGAUUUAUCAAUCUCGGAUACGAGUCUUACGACAUAAUGGAAGAUUUGGUCCAAAAAUCGACGCAGAAAGUUAUAAUGAGCUCCGGAUAGCGGGCGCUUACGCCGACAACAUUUGUCGCGCUAUACCAUAUUGGCUCCAAGACAAAAUGGGUUCAUACGGCGUGUUGAAAAUUACGAGCGUUCUCAUUAUUUUGUUCAAGAUCUAUACCCAUCUCAGGCACAUCAAAAUGUUUCUCUGGGUGCAGCAUGUCUGUAAACAGUUAGCAAAUGAUGGAAUUGACUUGGCUGCAUGUCUGAGUCAUGUAUGGUGGAAAUACUGGAUCGCGUGCAAAGACCCCACGGUGAAUUUUGAGAUCAGCUUGGUAUUCAACAUGAACUUUACGGACGGAAUCUCUAAAGUUUCUGAGGAUGAUGACGCUACUGUGACUGAAAUGGGGGAUGGGGAUUCUACAGAGCUUGAAGUGGAAGAGAACUCCGAGGUACCUGAGACACGAGAAUCUUCAGGUUCACUAAUCUUCGUGUCAGAAAACCCAAUUGGGUGA
Molecule: messenger RNA, 1419 nt
Organism: Penicillium malachiteum
Lineage: Eukaryota; Fungi; Ascomycota; Eurotiomycetes; Eurotiales; Aspergillaceae
Exons: 3
Coding region: 1-1419 (472 amino acids)
Source: RefSeq, a predicted model, not a curated record